AAGCCAGAAAUUAAACGCGGUCCUUCGGUGACGCUUCUCUAUUAAGAAAACUUUGCAUUUAGUGUAAAAUUUAAGGAAGGUAACCCGGCGUAACGACAGAAAACUCAAGUGUUCUACGCCUCGACACCCAUUUUCUGUCACGAUAUGAUCUAAACGGCCGAUCACCCGUUCACUCGAAAUGUAAAACAAAAUAAAAGGUGCCGAGUGACUUUUUCUAGUGUCUCCAAUGUCCAAUAGCGAAGCGAGUUUCCAGCCGGUCACGUGAUUUCCCAGUCGUUUAACUGAGUAACCACCACCCGCGUAACCAGUUGGUGGGGUGUAAAGCUUCGCAGCAGAUAUCAAAAAAUGAAGGCUGUGUUUGCUGCCGUGUUGCUGUCGUUGGUCGCAUGGUGCGAAGGGUACCCAUCUGGUGCACCUUCGACGGCCUGUGUUGAUCUCCUACCACGUCACAAGGUGAGAAACGAGAAGAACGAAAAGUUAGAAAACCAUUACGAAGCUCAGAGAUCCAACUCACCAUACAGAAUAGAGAUCUCCCCCAAGAACGCACAACCAGGAGGAUUAGUCAAUUUUACCAUAAAGGGCGAAGAUUCCUUCCAAGGAUUCUUCUUGAGGGUAUUCGACAGCCAGUCAAAUAAACCAGUCAGUGGACAGUUUAGAUCCACAGACGGAGCACACCCCGUCAAGUGUGACGCAGACAAGGACUCCAUAACCCAAAACGGAAAAGACGAAAAGAGAGAUUUGAAAGUCACCUGGGAGGUUCCUAGCUCCUUGAAAGGACCAGUCAAUUUAUAUGUAGGAGCAACCAUCCUUCAGAAUUUCAGAACAUUUUGGAGAAUCAACUCCGACUCCUUCUCCGUCAAAUAAACACCAUUACUGUAUUGUUACGCAGUCACGUUUCUUUCUUUUUUUUUAAUUGUUAUUCGUAUAACUACUACUCUUUUUAUAUUUUCUUUGUAAGUAAAUUAGAUACGAAAUAAAAUUAAUCUGUAAAAACACAAAUAUAAUUAUUUUUCGUCGUCCUAAUCGGAAUG
This is a messenger RNA of Centruroides sculpturatus (bark scorpion), 1031 nucleotides long. Its product is annotated as putative defense protein. Gene Ontology annotation, molecular function: oxidoreductase activity, acting on metal ions. Lineage: Eukaryota; Metazoa; Arthropoda; Arachnida; Scorpiones; Buthidae. The record is from RefSeq and is a predicted model, not a curated record. The transcript is spliced from 5 exons. The coding region runs from base 346 to 864 and encodes 172 amino acids.